This is a messenger RNA of Calidris pugnax (ruff), 1965 nucleotides long. It is a transcript of the gene MOB2, whose product is annotated as MOB kinase activator 2. The coding region runs from base 247 to 954 and encodes 235 amino acids. Gene Ontology annotation, biological process: positive regulation of protein phosphorylation; signal transduction. The record is from RefSeq and is a predicted model, not a curated record. Gene Ontology annotation, cellular component: cytoplasm; nucleus. Gene Ontology annotation, molecular function: protein kinase activator activity. The transcript has 5 exons. Lineage: Eukaryota; Metazoa; Chordata; Aves; Charadriiformes; Scolopacidae.
ACCGUGUGUUUACUUCCGGCCGCCCCAGUGCGCGAGUGUCAGGCUGAGGAGGGGACCCGGCGGCCGCCCUGUCCGCGCCGCUCAGCCGGAGCCGGGCAGCGGCGGAGGGAGGAAGCGAGCGAGCAAGCGACCGGGGGAGGAGCAGCCCGGCCCCCCCGCGCCCGCAGCGGCGGCGGCCCUCAUGAGCGGGCGGUGAGAGGGGAGUCGGCGGUCGGCGGGAGCUUCCCGGCGCGGCGGGACCCAGCCAUGGACUGGCUCAUGGGGAAGUCCAAGGGAAAGCCAAACGGUAAAAAGCCAGCACCGGAAGAGAAGAAACUUUACCUAGAGCCAGAAUACACAAAAUCCAGAAUUACUGACUUCGAAUUUAAGGAGCUAGUGAUGUUACCACGAGAAAUAGACCUCAACGAGUGGCUAGCCAGCAACACAACAACUUUCUUUCAUCACAUCAACUUACAGUAUAGUACAAUCUCAGAAUUCUGUACAGGAGAGUCAUGUCAGACCAUGGCAGUGUGCAAUACACAGUACUACUGGUAUGAUGAGCGGGGAAAGAAGAUCAAGUGCACUGCUCCUCAGUAUGUUGACUUUGUCAUGAGUUCAGUGCAGAAACUAGUGACAGAUGAGGACGUCUUUCCAACAAAAUACGGCAAGGAAUUCCCCAACUCCUUUGAGUCCCUAGUGAAGAAGAUCUGCAAGUACCUGUUCCAUGUGCUGGCCCAUAUCUACUCCUCACACUUUAAGGAGACUUUGGCACUGGAGCUGCACGGACAUUUAAACACACUCUACACACACUUUAUCCUAUUCAUCAGGGAGUUCAACCUCGUGGACCCUAAAGAGACCACCAUCAUGGACGACCUCACAGAGGUCCUCUGCAGCAGCAGUGGGAGCAGCAGUAACGGGAGCGGCAACGGGAGCAGCAACAGCGCAGGAGCACAGAACCACGUGAAAGAGAGAUGAGCCCUCCUACAAGAUCAAAACUAACAUUAAAAACAAUAUCUAUUCUGUGUGUAUGUGUAUGUAUACAUUCAGAUAUACAUACAGACAUAUACAGCAAUGAAAGCUGAAAGAAAUUAUGCUGCCACCACAGGACGUGUAGCCGUAUGGAACUGUAUGGAGCUUUGGUUUAAUGCGCCACCUGGCGAGAAGUUGCACCAAUUUUAUUUUAUUUUCUGUCCACUCCUCCUUUUACUGAUGCAGAUGGAUGAUGAGUGCUGUUUUUAGAGAAGAGCCAAGCUUAAGAGUGGGGCCACUCUUGGGUUUUUUUGGUUGGUUUUUCAUUUAUUGUUUGGUUGGUUUUUUGUUUUUCUUUCUCUGGUCUUGAGUGCAAGCCCUUCGUCUUUCUAGGAUGGUGGUCCUGCCAUUUAAAAAAAUAUCUAUUAUAUUAUAAGAAGUGACUUUUACUUUGAAGUGGCUUAAAAUGCAGGUUUGUUUGGGGUGGUUUUUUUCGGGGGUGGGGGUGGUUUUCUGGUUUGGUUUUACAUAAACUGCCCCCUACCCUGCCAAAAACUCCCCAGUUGAGCGCAUCUUGCCCUUUGUUAGCUUGGAACAGGAAGAAACUCCUGGCUUGACUAGAGUAGCAACUAGGGGCUUGCUAUGUGCUGAAAGUGGGCAUGAUUCCCCAGUUGUCCCAUCUACCUGGUCACAACACAUAAACGUGCAAGAGGAUCCACAAGCCUUUCUGCUUAUUGCUCCUACAACAUAUAUACUCUUUUCUCUGCUCCCCUGCCUCCUCUUUUCCCAGGCACACCUCUCCAAAUAAAAAGAGUAAGAUCACUGGAGUCCAAACCCCAUGUGCAAGAGCCACCACCAUUUGCUUCCCAUGGAACAGAGGCCCGGGGAGGGGGGAGAAGGGUACAAUGAGUCAGUCACCGCCUGUGCUAGAAAGAUGGCUGUUGGCAUAAAAUUAUAUUGUUGGCUUAUUUUAGUUCAUCUGUUCUAUAAUAAUAAAAACAAAUCUAUCAGCCAUAA